This is a messenger RNA of Amphimedon queenslandica, 2974 nucleotides long. RefSeq lists its product as uncharacterized. The transcript has 7 exons. Bases 257 to 2533 code for a protein of 758 amino acids. Gene Ontology annotation, molecular function: lipid binding; cysteine-type endopeptidase activity. Gene Ontology annotation, cellular component: extracellular region; membrane. NCBI's taxonomy places the organism in Eukaryota, Metazoa, Porifera, Demospongiae, Haplosclerida, Niphatidae. The record is from RefSeq and is a predicted model, not a curated record. Gene Ontology annotation, biological process: lipoprotein metabolic process; proteolysis; lipid transport.
UGUAGAAGAGAAAGAAAAGUGAGUGGUCAAGUGUUAUGAAAACUCCAUAGUAGGUAAUAUAGGUUGGAAAAGUAACAGCUAUUAUUGUUGUAUCUCAUAAUGGAAACUAAACUAACAAUUUUGUUUAAAACUUUUCCUGAGAAGUUGGGGCAUGCCCUUUUUCCAUUAGCAUUAUCUUAUAAAAAGCAUUAGAUCAGGGGCAUGCAUACGUUAUUGUCCAAGCUACAUGUAGUUACAGCCGGUUCAUUUACUAAGGAUGACAGAGGUACCAGUCAAAAAGGAUCAGGAAAGAACUGUUACAGAUAGAAGGAACAUAAAUAGCAUUCGUUUUGCUAUAAUUAUUGAUAAUUGUGGAGAAGCAAAGAUAGAAGAGGAUGGUACUAGAAAAUUGAAUGAGCAAGCAAAAGCUCUUCAUGAAGUGUUAGAAGGUUCUGGGUUUUGUGUCCUUUAUUUGAACAAUCUCAGCUCUGCCACAAUCGAUAAUUUUCUUCGUGCAUUCAAGAAUGAUGUUGAUCAUUCUCAGCUUUCGAUGUUUGCUCUGAUAUUUCUCAGUAAAGGGAUGACCCCUCAGCUUUAUGAUGCCAACAAUACAGUUGUGCCUUUUGAAAAAAUAUUUCAGUAUUUUUAUGAUGAUCAGUCGCCACUGUCAGAAAUCUCGAAAGUCUUUUUCUUUGAUAUAGCUUACCUUGAUGAUGAAAACAAAAGUCAGCCAACUUUGCCCGAUUACCCUAGCAAUUCACUUGCUCUCGCUAUUGCACACAAUGAUCCAGACUUCUCCUUUGCUGUUGAAACUUUGGCGCAAUGUUUUAAUCAAAAGAGUAUUCAAGAUAUUUUUGCAACAAUACAAGAAAUGAAUGGUUCAAAAACUAAGGAGAAUGGCAACAUUGCUGACAAGCUCAUUAUUGAUAAAUUAAAAAACAUUUGUCUUGGUGAUCAUCUGUUGCUUCUUCGCUCACUAUGGUAUCCCAUACGAACUGAAACAGUUGAUGUAAUAUUGAAGAAUAAAGAUGAAGUUAUGUCCAUUGUUAGGAAUGAGAGAUUAGCCAGAAUAGCUACUUCAGUUGCAGGCGCAGUCAUAGGAGGGAGUUUAACUAUUACUGGUAUAGCACUAGCUCCAUUUACAUUUGGUGCUUCAAUUGGAGUAUCUGUAGCUGGUGGUGCUGUUGGAGCAUUGGCCUCUGCUGGUGGCAUUGGUGCUUUUAUAGUUUCUAAAGUGCUAGCUAACAAGCGAUUAAAGUAUGCUCAAGAGCACAUUGUCUUCGAUCAACAGCUUAGCUUAACCAUCAAUGAAGUUGCUAAGAAGCAUGAGAAGGAAGUGCAUGCAAAUAAAUAUACAUCUCCUUAUUCACAAUUUGCUGGUUUUGCUGCUGCUGGGAGUGCCAUGGGCAUUGCUGAUGCUAGUCGUAUUGGUGCUGGUGUUGCAAUUGCAACAGAAGGUGCAGUUGAAGGUGCUGCAUUGGCUCUGCGUACUGGUGGACGUGUUGCUGGGAUGGUAUUAGCUGGAGUCUCAUUAGCAGUGACAGUUCCAUUAGAUGUAGGUUUCAUUGCUUAUCACAGCUAUAAUAUACACAAGUCAAAUAAAGACAAGUCUGGGAGGGCUGACAAUAACAAAGUCAUCAAAUGGCUGAUUAGUCAAGCUGAAGAAAUGCUUAAAGGUAUGUGCAUCAAGAUUGAUGCAAAGAAGCAUGAAAUUACUGGAGGCCAGAUUGCUUUUUGUAAUGGAAUUGAAUAUGGUUAUAAAAUACACAUUCCACUUGCACCAGCCAAUAGUUUUAUCACAGUUCACACUAUAUUCUCUGGUCCUAUUGCUCUACCAGAAGGCUACACUCUUGUCAGUGCCAUGUAUGACAUCAAAUUACCAGUAGGGAUAAAGGAGUCUGCAACCAUUACACUAGACCACUGUGUUGAUGUCAAUGAUGUGUCAAUAGCAAAGGAUCUUUGCUUUGCUACUGCCACACUUGAUAUAAUGAAUAGGGUGCUACCAUUUUCUCCAGUGAGCAAUGAAGGUGUGUUUUGGCCUGGUGAAACUUCUGGAUCGAUCACACGGAAAGAAAGCUGUUUUUUGUGUAUAUUAUAUAAAGGACCAUUGGAGUUAAUGAAAUAUACAGCUUUAGUGCAACAAUUACAAGAGAAUUUUGAUAUUACAUUCUUUAAAAACCUUAAACCUCAUUUAAAGUUCUCUCAGCAAAGACUAUCAAUUGAUUCUGAUUAUUUGUAUCAGUUUCGUUUUGCUACUGUACCAGAUGGUGAUGAGCAAGCUGUUAAAUUAAGCAAUUGUCGUGACAUUAUUGAAACUAAAGGAUGGACUGUAACUCCUAUAGGAGAAAUCCCUCAAACCAUUGAAAAGAAGGAAAUUGAUACUCUUGAGCUCCAACCAAAAGUUUGGAAGUUGCAAAAUGAGAUUUUCCCAACAAUACAUUUUCAUACUGGUUAUAAUGAUGAAAUGGAUCCGCCCGAAGAGCAUCCAUUAGUAAUUGAUGGAAUAGUUCCAGAUAAACCUAUUUUGUUGAAGCGUCCAAGAAGGAUGCAUUAAAGUUAUUUUCUAACUUAUUAUGUAGCGUAUUCUAAUUAUUUUUAUAAAGUUUCUUAUUUUUGCCUUUCUAUACAUGUAUACAUCUUAUUCUUGUUUGAAAUGAUUACACUUUGAUAUAAUUUUAAAACAAAAAUAACGUCAAACUAUUUUAGUACCAUUGUCAACUAAUUAAUUAUUUAUUAGAUGAUGAUGAUGUGUUCUUCCAUUGCUUCUUUAGUUUCUCCCAGUAUUCCUUAACAUUAGGAAACUGUGAUGGAAAUGUUUGUUGUAAGUAAACUCCUGCUAUACCGCCCAUGGUGAACCCUAGGAGGAGAUUCUUGUUGAAAUUAGCUAGCACCACUCCAGAGAGGAAAGCUGCUACUACAUUUGGCUGCAAUAAAGGCUCCAAUUCUUUCUUUGAAAGGCCAUCUUCACCUUUACCACCUUCCGCCAUUUUAACCA